AUGAAAGUUCUUAUGCGACUGGUAUUUGGCCAACUAGUUUUACGUUCCUAUUAUAUCAGUGUUCUAAUUGGCCAAGGUAAUAGAACAUUUGCCGAUGAAGUUACAUAUUAUGGUGGAUGGUAUUUACAUUCAUUAUCAGUUGGUGAUUGUAAUAAGAAUGGCAUAAUAGAUAUUUUUGUUGCCGAUUCCUAUCACAAUGGUGUAAGUGUUCUUCUCGGAUUAGUUGAUGGUUCUUUUAAAUAUCAAACAUGGUUUGCAGUUGGUAAUAAUCCAGCAUCAUUAGCUGUUGGUGAUUUUAAUGAAGACAAUAACUUAGAUAUUGUUGUUUGUAAUUCUGAUAACAGUACGAUAAGUGUACAUUUUGGUUUUGAAAAUGGAUCAUUUUCCACAGGAAUACCACAUUCUACCGGCACUCCUACGUCGAGUUUCAGCGUUGCUGAUUUGAAUAAAGAUAAACUAUUGGAUAUUGUUCUUACUAAUUUUGCUGAUAAUGUUAUGAGUGUUUUUCUCGGUUUAGGCAACGGAUCUUUCUUUGAUCGAGCUAUAUACUCAACUGGUUCUAAUACUACAGCAACUGUGAUUAAGGAUUUAAACAAUGAUACUCGAUUAGAUAUUCUUCUUGUAGUUAAUGGUGCUUCUUAA
Adineta ricciae is the source of this 642-nucleotide messenger RNA. The record is from the annotation of a GenBank genome assembly. NCBI's taxonomy places the organism in Eukaryota, Metazoa, Rotifera, Eurotatoria, Adinetida, Adinetidae.